UAAGCGUGGCUAGAAUCGGAGAGAGAGAGAGAGAGAGAGAGAGAGAGAGAGAGAGAGAGAGAGAGAGAGAGAGACUAAAUUACAGUUGUACAGUCUGAUCACGGUGGUUAUUAUGCCUCUGCGCGGAGGAACCUCUGAGGAGAAGGAAGCGGAUGAUGCCGUUCAGAAGAUCUGUGAUGAGAUGAAACCUCAUGUGGAGGAGAAGGCGGGUAAAACGUUUGACGUUUUCGUAGCAAAAUCUUACAGGUCACAAGUUGUAGCAGGGAGGAACUAUUUCAUCAAGGUCCAUGUAGGUGGUGAUGAGUUCGUGCACCUGCGUGUUUAUAAGAUGCUGCCUCACGCUGGUGAAAAACUGGAGUUGCACGGCCUGCAGACGCCUAAAGCCCACCAUGACCCUAUUGAAUACUUCUGAACUCAAUUUUCCCUUAACAAACCACACUAACAUAUUAACACAGGCUGUGCCAAAGAGGGACCCUGUUUUCACAAAUGGACAAAAAGUGAGCUGAGACUUUUGAACAAAGACUUCUGAACUAACAAAAAGCUGAUCAAAAUGUCAGCCCAUGUUUUCAUGCUAUUACAUAAAUACUCUACAGACUUUCACAGAUACAGCUUAACCACAAAUACGUGUUAAAGGACAUAUAUGACAUACGCAAAAUGUGGAUAUAUACUUGUGUUUAUAAUGAAAUACAUUAAAUGAAAUCAAUGAAA
This is a messenger RNA of Colossoma macropomum (tambaqui), 708 nucleotides long. Its product is annotated as cystatin-B-like. The record is from RefSeq and is a predicted model, not a curated record. The coding region runs from base 113 to 412 and encodes 99 amino acids. Lineage: Eukaryota; Metazoa; Chordata; Actinopteri; Characiformes; Serrasalmidae. Gene Ontology annotation, cellular component: cytosol. Gene Ontology annotation, molecular function: cysteine-type endopeptidase inhibitor activity. The transcript is spliced from 3 exons.